AUGGAACAAGGACCAGCGCUUCUUUGGUUAAAUUCCCCAAAUGAUUUAAAUGAUUCAACGAACGACAGCGUCAUGACUUUUCCAUUACAAGAAACUAAAAGUUUAUAUUCUUGUAUUGUCUGCAAUCCUGUGUGCGGCUUCUGUGCACCUACUUACAUCAAUACAAUGAGAAACUCGUCCGACGAAAAACUAAAGACACUCUAUCGUGAAUCGUGUUCAGGCUUUAUUCCAUUGAAUUGGUCGACACAAUCCAAUCGAGACUACAUCAAUGGUACCUUAUGUGGAAUUUUAACCGGAAAUAGAAUCUUACACCACGUAUCGAUGUUACUCUUAGCUAUGAUUGAUGAUCAUAAGUCGAAUUGGUUCAAUGAAGAAAUCAGAAAGUUCCUAAUAAAUCAAAUCGCUGAAAAUAUUUCUUCGAACGAUUCAUUUCUCGAUGAAGGAACACGAAUGCCAUUUGUCAAUGCUAUUCAAGAAGUCAUCAAGCAAGAACACAUGUUUCUUCGUCAACCUUUCACAGCUUUCUGUCGAAUCUUAAAAUUCAAUUUCGAAUUUCAUCAACUGAACAUCCAUACGAUCAUUACACUUCUCCGCAAACGAUUUCUUCUGAUGUGUAUUCAAACUUAUUGUUUUCGAAUCAAAUAUCAUUCCGAAAUUCUUAUCAAACAAGUUUAUGAAAUGCUUUUUGACACCUUCAAUGACGUUCCUCUCUGGAAUUCACUGAAAUCGAUUGAUAUUAAUGAUAAACCAAUGAAAGCAUUUCUCUCAAAAGAUUAUGAUGAAUUAAUGCCGAUGUUGGAUCAAUUAGCUGAGAGCAUUGGUUGUGAUCGUACGAGAAUAUUUCCAAACGAAUUUGUUUCUUUUGUUCUAUAUCUUCUAACAACACUCAGUAGUGAUGGAUCCGACCGACCGAUAAAGUUAUAUAACAAUUUGGCUUAUAGAUAUGAGUCUAUUCGGGGCGAUUUCAAUAUUCAAUGGGACGAAGUAGUGAAACUGGUGGAUGAAGAUCUUUUAAAUGCGUCCCGUAUGCCAUCUGAUAUAUAUAUUUCUGGAUAUGUAAUCAAUUUAGGUCAGCACUCUCGUCCAAGUAAAUUGUUUCUUGGAGUAACACCUUUAUGGGAUGAAAGUAUGGAAAACCAACGUAUAUCUGUAGUGGAUUUGGCACGUAGAGUGCAAUCAAAAUUGAAUGAACAAUUGAAAAAGAGAUCGAACGGUGCCGUUGCCAACCAAUCCAUUCUUUAUUUUCCGCUACAUCUGGCAGUUGCUGAAGUAAUUGAGAAUUCUUAUUCCCACAAUGAAAACAUAACAGAUGAAAUGAUUCUGGACUUUUUGACUAUUGAAGAUUAUUUAAAAUUUCGAAAGACCACAAUCAAUAUGACUAAUAUUAUUAAUUGGACUAAUCCGAGUUGGAAUCGAAGCAAAUUGAUUGCAGAAUUAAUGGCUAGUGGGAUGGAAUACGAUCGAGAAACAGAGACAGUUUUAUUUGAUUCAAUUCAAUUGAAAGUUCCAUGUCUGAUCAGUAUAAAGAAUAGUGGAAUUGAUUUUAAAAGUCUUAUAGUUCGAGUACAACAACUACAUCUUGCUCGCAACGCAAGUUCAAUGAAAAUCAAUAGCACCUGUCUGGACAUCACAAUCAAAGAUAUAACUGAAUUCAGUCAAAAGAAGGAACUAGAACGUGUUAGUUCGUCGAUUGAAGUUCAUGUUGACCAGAUUGACGAAUAA
Messenger RNA from Adineta ricciae, 1722 nucleotides. Lineage: Eukaryota; Metazoa; Rotifera; Eurotatoria; Adinetida; Adinetidae. The record is from the annotation of a GenBank genome assembly.